UCCAGGUGCCGCGAGAUGGAGAUGUUUGGGAAUGCUGGAAAUGGGACAAUUCGAGUAUGGGAACUGGAUCUUCCAAAUAGAAAAAUCUGGCCAACUGAGUGCCAAACAGGACAGAUGAAAAGAAUAGUCAUGAGUAUUGGAAUGGCCGACGAUGAUAGCUUUUUCUACCUUGGCACCACGACUGGAGAUAUUCUAAAAAUGAACCCCAGGACUAAACUGCUGACAGAUGCAGGGCCUGCGAAGGACAAAUUCAGUUUGGGAGUGUCAGCUAUCAGGUGCCUGAAGAUGGGGGGUUUGUUGGUGGGCUCUGGAGCCGGACUGCUGGUCUUCUGUAAAAGCCCUAGCUACAAACCCAUCAAGAAGAUGCAGUUGCAAGGCCGCAUCACUUCGAUCACACUGCGAGGAGAAGGACACCAGUUUUUCGUAGGAACAGAAGAAUCGCACAUUUAUCGUGUCAGCUUCACGGAUUUCAAAGAGACGCUCAUAGCGACUUGUCACUUUGAAGCUGUGGAGGAUAUUGUCUUUCCAUUUGGCACUGCUGAGCUAUUUGCAACCUGUGCCAAGAAGGACAUCAGGGUGUGGCACACAUCAUCCAACAGGGAGCUACUGCGGAUCACCGUGCCCAACAUGACCUGCCACGGCAUCGACUUCAUGAGGGACGGCAAGAGCAUCAUUUCAGCAUGGAACGACGGUAAAAUCCGAGCCUUCGCCCCAGAGACAGGCCGACUGAUGUAUGUCAUUAACAAUGCUCACAGGAUCGGUGUCACCGCCAUCGCCACCACCAGUGACUGUAAAAGGGUCAUCAGUGGUGGUGGGGAAGGGGAGGUGAGGGUAUGGCAGAUAGGCUGUCAGACCCAGAAGCUGGAGGAGGCCCUGAAGGAACACAAGUCCUCAGUCUCCUGCAUUAGGGUGAAGAGGAACAAUGAGGAGUGUGUCACCGCCAGCACCGAUGGGACUUGUAUCAUUUGGGACCUUGUGCGUCUCAGGAGGAAUCAGAUGAUACUAGCCAACACCUUAUUCCAGUGUGUGUGCUAUCACCCUGAGGAGUUCCAGAUCAUCACCAGUGGAACAGACAGAAAGAUUGCUUACUGGGAAGUAUUUGAUGGGACAGUAAUCAGAGAAUUGGAAGGUUCCCUGUCUGGGUCGAUAAAUGGCAUGGAUAUCACACAGGAAGGGGUGCACUUUGUUACAGGUGGAAAUGACCAUCUGGUCAAAGUUUGGGAUUAUAAUGAGGGUGAAGUGACUCACGUUGGGGUGGGACACAGCGGCAACAUCACACGCAUCCGCAUAAGUCCAGGAAAUCAAUAUAUUGUUAGUGUAAGUGCCGACGGGGCCAUUUUGCGAUGGAAGUACCCAUACACCUCUUGA
Rhinopithecus roxellana (golden snub-nosed monkey) is the source of this 1368-nucleotide messenger RNA. RefSeq names its product cilia and flagella associated protein 52 (gene CFAP52). The record is from RefSeq and is a predicted model, not a curated record. NCBI's taxonomy places the organism in Eukaryota, Metazoa, Chordata, Mammalia, Primates, Cercopithecidae. Gene Ontology annotation, molecular function: protein binding. Gene Ontology annotation, biological process: cilium assembly.